This is a messenger RNA of Rotaria sp. Silwood2, 5334 nucleotides long. The record is from the annotation of a GenBank genome assembly. Lineage: Eukaryota; Metazoa; Rotifera; Eurotatoria; Philodinida; Philodinidae.
AUGAAUGAGAUUAAAUGCGCAGUAAAUUCAAUUCAUAAAAUACUGCAGACACCAUCAAAACAUCCGCUUUCGUACCAGGACAGAUCUCAACUAGCCGAUAUUCUUGACACUCUUAUUUCAUCUAUUAAUUCGAAUUCACCAAGAAAAGAAUGGACUCGAUUGAUUUGUCGACAGUUAAAUAGGCUGACAAAUUAUAAUCAAUUAAUCUCAAGUAGAAUUUGGAUUCAAUCUCAUGAGGACGUCCUUUAUCUACAAGAAGAAACAAAUGGCGAACAAGGUAUGGGUAGAAGUUGGAAUCAUUUUAACACAAUGAUAAAUUUUGAAAAAGAAAUAGAGCAUCGUGAAUCACGAUUUUACCUUGAUAUAAAAGAACAAAAAAUCGAACAAAUAAAAAUAAAUAGGAGUGUUGAAGCCGAGCACAUUACGAAUAUACUUCGGUGCAAUCGAUGGAUUAUCAUAUUAGGUGAUCCAGGUAGUGCAAAAACUAGUCUCCUUCAAUGGAUUACACGUGUUUUUGCUGAAUCAAUUAUUAAUGGUCAAGAACGAGUAGCUUUAAAAGGAGAUGAUUCUAUUCCAAUUCGUAUUCCUAUUUUGAUUCGAAUAGGUGAAUUUGCAAUGUGGCUUAAGCAAUAUCCAACAAAGGCAGUCAUAGAUUAUAUUGGCGAGCAUACCUGGGAUUCAAAACGUUAUUGUCAUGAUGAUUAUAAAAAUGUGUUGAAAGCAUUGGUAGCUCACGGUCAUACUUUGAUUCUAUUAGAUGGACUUGAUGAGACUACUGAUGUUAGGGAAAAAAGAGAAAUUGUUGAUCUUGUUAGGAAAUUUGUUGAUGAAUAUGUGCGUGGACCUGAUUUUAUUUCGGCAUUCGAUGAUAGAAUGUUUUAUGGGACAUCGUUAGAUUAUCGUUAUCAUCAAAUAAUUGAAACCAAGCCACCGAGUAUGCCUGAUGGUAAUCAGAUAAUUAUUACGAGUCGUAUUAUCGGUUAUCAAGUACAUCCACUUGUUGGUACUUUCAUGUGUCACUAUGCAUUUUUAUUAAUGAAUUAUAAUGAAACAAAGGAGUUUGUGAAAAAAUGGUUGUUCGAAGUUGAUAAAAGUCUAUUUAAAAUUUUGCUGAAUGAAGGAAUUAAUCUUGAUGGAGAACUAGUAAAAGUUCUAUCGAAGAGAAGAUAUAAUGUAUUGAAAGCACUGCUAAAAAAUAGCUCAGAAUUAUUAUCAAAUCCUUCUUUAUUAUCUUUGAUCUGCAAAUUUACUUUCCAAUCAUUCGAUAAAUUUAACUCUAAAUCUCGAGUCGAAGUUUAUGAUCAUGCUGUUCAAGUAGCACUACAUUCUUGGAAAAAUCAUGAAUCGAAAAUUCCAGAGAGAGUACUUAUUCAUUUUUGGAUCGCUGUUGCUUGUUAUCUUCAUUUAAACUCACCAUCUGGCCUUAUAGAUGAGUACGAUAUAAAACAGCUAUGCUAUUCAACCUUAAAACAACAACGUAUAUCAUGUGAUCAUAAAAUGUUACGUGAAUAUGUCUGUAAAUUGAUAUCGUUAGUUGAUUUUAAUAUUGGUAUUUUUUCUGAACGAGGUUUACAAACAUUUGGUUUUCUUCAUUUAUCAUUUCAAGAUUAUUUUGUUGCUCAGUCACUUGUAAAUGGUUCGCCUGAUGAGGUUGCAAAACGUAUUGUUACAAUCACUGUUCAUCCUCGUUUUCAUCAAUCACUUCUUCUUGCUAUUGGUUGGAUUAGUUGGAAAUGGUCAUCUGAUAAUUAUGACAUGUUUUGUAAUUUACUUAUCACUUUAUGUACACAAUAUUCGAUUCCAUUUGGGACAAUUCUUUUUUUCGAUGCUCUUAAUGAUAUACAAAGAUUACCUUCAAAUUCAGUUAUCUUUAUCGCACUUAACACUUUACUUGAUCAUCCAUAUUAUCCAAGUAGAACAACAUAUUUAAUAACAAGUCUAUUGAAACUACAUGAAAAUAUUAUAAUACAAUGGAUGCAAACACAAUUGAAAGAUGAAAAACGUCUCUCUAACUUUUGUCAAUGUUUAUUGCAAAAUGCUAAGGAACCUAAUGAUAAAAUUCAAACCAAGCAGAAAUCAAUACCAUCUGCUGUUUAUCAACAACUGUGGUUAUUACACAAUGUUAGUGAAUCAGUCGAAUUGAUCAUCGAUCAAACCUUACGAAUAAUAAUGAGGUCAGCUACUAUAUCUGAUCAAAUCUUUAACAAAGAUUUAUCUUUGUAUUUAUUAUCAAAUAACAUUUCUAUAUCUCAUACUCAUCCUUUAAUUAUUUCUGUCAUUAUUGCCGUAUGCGAUGGAGUAUGUCUUAGAGAUGAGAAAGGAGUAAUUAAAAUUGACUUUUCAAUAAAACGAAUGCAUCGCCAAUCUUCCAUCUUAAAACCACUUAUUGAAUAUAUCUCUAAUAAAAAUGAACCUCAUUCAAUCAAAAUUGGAAAACUCAUAAAAAAAUAUGAAUGUAUUAUUCAAAAAUCUUUACCUUCGGAUAGCUCAAGUGAUGUUGUCGAUAGUUUUAUUGCCUUAAUUUGUUUGCAAGGACUGUUGCAGCCAUUGAUUUAUGAAAAGUAUGAUAAAUAUGAAGGAUUAUCACUGGCACUUAAUAGAUUAAAACGGACAUGGUUUUAUAUUAAAGAAUCUUAUAAAAACUGUUUAUCUAGUAAUGAUGAAUUGCAUAAGACAUCUUUCAUACAAUCUGAAGUUGAAAUGAUCAUAUAUGAGUCCUUUUUACAACUUGAUCAAUCCCAUGAAGAGCAAAUAUCAUUAUUAAUUGCAUGUGCAUCGGCAUGGAGAAAACUUGGUAUACAGAAUCAAACUAUAUGGAUUGACACAGACGAUUCUUAUGACAAUGAGGAUAACGAAUAUUUUCAAUAUCAAUCACCAUUCACUCAUGUGAUUAACAAACAAAAUCUAGAUGAGAUGAUAAAUAAUAUUGAUUCACAACAAACAUUACACAGAAAACUAUUGUUCUUGCUUAAUAUACUACCACAAUCUCUACAACAAUUGUAUUACAAUGCAAUCAUAUCACCAACUAAUAAUAUCAAUUCAUUAUCACUAGUUAUGUUCUUAUCCGAAUGCUUACUCCAUUUGGAGCACUUUGAAAAGAUUGAUUUUGAUAUAUAUCUCGCCUUGAUAAUGUUGUAUUCUUUAUUGAAAGAAUACAUGUUGGAAAACUAUGCUUUAAUAUUUUACAAAGAAAAAUGUUCUCAGUUGACGUCAAUCAUAGAUAAAGAUUGCAAUAAAUUAUGGAAAAUGAUACAACAUCAUAAACUACUUGACCCAUUUCUUAUCAAUCAAUCAGAUAAUUUGGCAAUACUCAUCAGUGUAGAACGUCAGCGUAUUUAUGAAGCAAAAGAAUCAAUUCAAAGUCAACAGAAAGAUUUACGACUUUUUGCUGCAUCCAUCUCUCUUGCUCGACUUUUACAAGCUCAACAUCACUGUCAUACAUACCAUUCAAAAAAUACUUUUCUUAUCGAUUCUACGGAGAGCACAGUAAUAUAUUUUACAGUAACAAAUAUACAUGAUCGAGUUUUAAGAAUCUUUGCUUUAAGCUUUAUAUUAGAUAUGAAAGAUCCAUUAAUCUUUGAUGAAGAACAAAGAGAUCAACUGCAAUCUACAAUGGUUACUGAAUUACAGACUCUGCUCCCACAAGUCUCAUUACUAACAGGAACUGUUUUAUAUACCCGAUGUUACACUUUAUGUUCUCAACAAAUGACUCGUGUAAUCGCUGAAAAAUUUAAUGAUGAGUUACUUAAUGAACAAAGUCGAAUUGGAGAAGCAGUAUUCAUUGCAUUGAGACAACUCAAAAAUUCAAAUCUUUCACAUUGUUUAUCAGAGUUUACUAAACGAAAACACAAUUUAUCUGAUUUGCUUCAAUUGAAUUCAACGAUAUUUUAUCAUCAUUUUAAUAAAACAACAUCAUUUAUUUCAUCAAAUAAUGUUCUUCUAUCGUUGAUGUAUCUGUUUGAAUUGAUUUUUGAUACUGAAAUUCUCAGGAUGUAUGUAAGAGAUAAUCAGAAAAGGGAUAUUUUACCUUUGAAAGCACUGAAACUAUUUUGGGAUGAAUCAUCAAAAGAUGGGAAAAUUAUGACAUACAAGCUUGCAACAUCGAUUACGAAUAAUUUGCAUAUGUUAAAUAAACAAGAUCUUCAUCUGAUCAUACGAGAUAUUUGUAAGUGCUCAAUCAUUGAAAGAAAAGCUCUGACAGUGAUUGAAAAAUGGCUCGACUAUCGAAUGAAUAAAGUCCUGAAGGUUUUUGCACACUAUGCUGCAUUACAAUUAUUUAUUGAAGAUUCAAAUAUUCCAGAUUUGAUCGAUAUUAUAAAUGAAAUGUUCUAUAUGGAUAAUAAAUUUAUUUGGGAAUCAAUUAUAGAAAAGUUAAUUAACUCUUCACUUGUUAAUUCAAGUAUCGUUCGUCAAAUUUUAAUUACAUUACAUGAAAAUGUUCAUUGUUAUUCGAACUUUUCUGUUUCGAUUUCUUGUAAAGAAAUGUUUGCAUUAUUUCUCGAUUUAGAACUAAAAAGAGUUAUUUCAAAUGUACAUGAAUCAUCUAAAAUUUCAUUUAAUUCAUUUUUAUCGAUGAUUCGUUUUUGCUCAGGAGAUUUGAAUUUUUAUCUUGUAGAAAAUUUUCGCUCGUAUUUAAAUUUUCAAUCUGAAUUAGAAAAUGCUAUCAAAGAUGAAUAUUUUGCUUUUGUUAUCAAAUGGAUGAAUAAAGCUAUAACUUCGUAUAGUAACGAUGAUUUUUUGAUAGAAUUAUACAAAUACAUUAUUACAAUACCAGAUCUUAAACAAUAUCCUCUAGUUUACAAAGUAAUUGUUAAUGCUCUUAAUGGAGAAUAUAAUCAUUUCUUUUCAGAAAAUGAGAGGAUAUUUUUACAGAAUGAUAUAAUUACUGAGUUGGAGAAAAUGAUUUAUUUUUCGUACACAAGUUCAGAAGAUGUUUUAGCUGUUUGUUUACUGGCUUAUGGUAAUUUUUUAAUUCAAUAUCAUGAAUUAGAAAUAAGUCGAAAUAUGUCAGAUGCGAUGAAAAAUAUUCUUACUAAACAUUUGGCUGAUACAAGUCAACGUUUAUCACAAAGAGAAAUACAAGCAUUAAAUAAACGCUUAUGGUACAUUGAUCAUGAAAAGGAUGGACAAAUUCAUUCUGUGAUAACUGAAGAAGAAUGGCAAAAAGCACAUGAAUAUAUUACGGUUCAACGUCGACCUAAAUCAUCAAUAGUUGAACCGGAUUCAGGCAUAACAUUAUCUGUUGGAUGGAUAAAAAAGUGGAGUAAAAGAGAAGAACGAUUUUAUUACUUUAAUAACAAUACAGGCGAUUCUCAUUGCGAACCACCAAUAUAA